Messenger RNA from Ailuropoda melanoleuca (giant panda), 6213 nucleotides. It is a transcript of the gene ALPK3, whose product is annotated as alpha kinase 3. Gene Ontology annotation, molecular function: protein serine/threonine kinase activity; ATP binding. The annotation marks the transcript as partial. The record is from RefSeq and is a predicted model, not a curated record. Gene Ontology annotation, cellular component: nucleus. Lineage: Eukaryota; Metazoa; Chordata; Mammalia; Carnivora; Ursidae. The transcript is spliced from 14 exons. Gene Ontology annotation, biological process: protein phosphorylation; cardiac muscle cell development.
UCCGGGGCGGGGGGCGACGGCGAGGACGACGGGCCGGUGUGGAUCCCCAGCCCGGCCAGCCGCAGCUACCUGCUCAGCGUGAGGCCCGAGACCAGCUUAUCAAGCAACCGGUUGUCUCACCCCAGCUCUGGAAGGAGCACCUUCUGCUCCAUCAUUGCUCAACUCACAGAGGAGACCCAGCCACUAUUCGAGACCACACUCAAGUCCCGUGCUGUGUCUGAGGACAGUGACGCCAAGUUCACCUGCAUCGUCACAGGCUACCCAGAGCCAGAGGUGACCUGGUACAAGGAUGACAUAGAGCUGGACCGCUACUGUGGUUUGCCGAAGUACGAGAUCACUCACCAGGGCAACCGCCACACGCUCCACCUCUACAGGUGUCAAGAGGAGGAUGCGGCCAUCUACCAGGCCUCCGCCCAGAACACCAAGGGCAUCGUGUCCUGCUCGGGGGUCUUGGAGGUCGGCACUAUGACUGAGUACAAGAUCCACCAGCGCUGGUUCGCCAAACUGAAGCGUAAGGCUGCGGCGAAGAUGCGAGAGAUUGAGCAGAGCUGGAAGCCCAGGAAGGAGGUGGUGGGUGACGCGGACCUACGCAAGCUCAGCCCUGACCGCUUCCAGCGGAAACGGCGGCUGAGCGGGGAUGAGGCGUCGGUCCCUGCGCUCCCUGCGAGGGAGGCCAAGGAUGGGAACCCCUCGGCGUGGCAGGAGGAAGAGGCUGAGCCCGGCCAGCACCCGGGUUUGGGCCUCAUCAACAGUUUUGCUCCUGGAGAGGUGACCACCAACGGCGAGGCUGCCCCCGAGAAUGGGGAGGAUGGGGAGCACGGCCUGUUGACGUACAUCUGUGAGGCCAUGGAGCUGGGGCCUCAGCCAGCCCCCAAAAAGGAGUCUGGGGCCAAGAAGAAAAAGAAAGACGAGGAACCCAGGCAAGGUCUACGGAAGCCAGAGUUAGAGAAGGCAGCUCGAAGCCACCAUUCUUCGGAAAGCCGCGCCCCUAGUUCAGACAGGCCUGGGACACAGGGGCCCACGGACAUGGAGCAGGUCCAGACCCGGCCCAGAGGCAGGGCUGCACGGGGCCCGGGGUCCUCCGGAGCAGAGAGUGCCAGGAAGCCAGCUCCAGCUGUGGGCACUCAAGAGCAGGCCCAGAAGGCCCCGGCCCCAGGCCCUGGCCCAGGCCCAGACCAGCAAGUGUAUUUCUCCCUGAAGGACAUGUAUCUGGAAAGCACCCGGGCGGGCAGGCCUAAGGGGGAUGAGGGGUCCCAGACCCCAGGUGGCAGGGCACCUGGAGAAAUGUCCUCAGGGAAGGUACCCAGUGAGGCUGGGGGUGAAAGGGGGCCUGUUGCCCCUGGCCAGCCCAUGUCCUCGGCCCCCCAGCCAACUAGACCUUUCAACAGGAAGAGAUUUGCCCCUCCGAAGCCCAAAGGGGAGCCCACCUCUGACAGCAAGCCCGAUUCUUCCCAGAGCCAAGCUCCAGAACCAGGGGUCCAGAGCUCAGGGAAGGCCCCGCCUCAGGCCUCUGCCCAAGUGCCCACCCCCCCUGCCCGUCGGAGACACGGCACCCGGGACAGCUCCCUGCAGGGGCGAGCAGACCAGAGGACUUCAGGAGAGGUCCCGGAAUCCCAGGCAAACCCGGCUCCCACCGUGCUGGCGAGCAGCAGUGCUGAAGCAGUGUCUGCUGGUUGCAGCUCCUCCAGGAGCCAGGGCGUCAUUGAGUCCAUGGAUACAGACACCCAGGAAGAUCGGAGGACGUCUGCUGACCAGAAACUUGGAGGCAGGAAGAAUACGGAGGCAGAUGGGAAGAUGCAGGGAGACAGGACACAAACAACCCAGAGGACACAGGCAGAUAGGAGGACCCAGGUGGACAUUGUGCCCCAAGAAAGUGAGAGGCCAGUGUCAGCCAGGAGUUCCCAGGAGGAUGUGUUGGCACAGGGAAGGGCAGGGAUGCAGGUGGAAAGGACACAGACAGGCAAGAGGAUGCAGGAAGACAGGAGGAUCCAGGAGGACAAAGGGACACGGUCAGAGGGGAGCAUACCCACAGCCAUGAAAAGUCAGUCAGAGAAGGGCUCCGUGACCAGCCUCAGCCCACAGUCCAGAGCCCCCAAACGCCCACCUUCAGAGGGUCCUCAGUCUCCUCAGAUUAUUGAGUGCUUUGAGCAGACUCCUGAAGGGCCCUCUGUCCCAGAAGAGCCUGGUUUCUUGCUCAGAUCUGAGGAGGCAGCAGUCACAGACCCCAGGAGCUAUGAGGCAGCUCUGCUGGGUGCUCCCGCAGGCGGCCGCACACUCCCAGUACGGCGGCCUCCCCAGAGCAGUCUGGAGCAGCGGGGAGGGCCCGAGUGGUCGGGUCUGGUCAAGGACAAGCCAGAGGAUGACCUGAUCCCAUGCCCCAAGGAGGAGCAGCUGUGGGAAGUGCCGUCCAUGGAUCUGGGUGGCCGGAGCCCAGAGGCGCCCGCUCUACCCUCUCCUCCCAGGCCAGGCCUGACCAAGAGCUCGCGGGAGGCACUGCCCAGCGCUCCGGCAUCUCAGCACAUGAGUGCUGCCGCCUUCCUGCCCUCUGGGGACCAGGCCUUGCUGAGGUCGGCCCCCCGGCUGCACCUGGGGCCCGGGACCCCCACCCAGAGUCACCCACCAGCGGCCACGUCAGCUGACAGCGAGGGGGCCUGUGCCCAGGGGCCGGAUGUGGAGGGGAGGUACCCAGGCGUCCAGAGCUGUGACCCCGGCCUCAUAGACUCCCUGAAGAACUACCUUCUUCUGCUGCUGAAGCUCUCCAGCACAGAGACGGGGGGCGGGGGUGCAGAGGCCCAGGAUGGAGCCACCCCCAGGGCUCCGGUGUCCUCCGCCACUCUGGUCCCCAACGUGGAAGUGGCCGGCCUGAGUCCCCGGACAUCAAGGCGCAUCCUGGAGCGUGUGGAGAACGACCGCCUCGUGCAGAGCGCGCAGAGCCUGGCGCUGAGCCCCUGCACCUCCCGCCGCCUCACCGGCCUCCUGGACCGCGAGGUGCAGGCUGGCCGCCAGGCCCUGGCCACAGCCCGGGGCCCUGGCCCCAGCACCCUCACUGUCCCUGCCAUCGUGGUGGGUGAGGAGGAGGGCCCUGGGCUGGCCUCAGAGGGAUCCAGUGAGGGUGAGGGCGAGCUUCCCCCCGAGGGGCCUGGGCUCCCGGGGGCCUCCCAGGAGAGCAGUGUGCGAGGGUCCCUGGGGGACGCGGGUGGGCAGACAGCCUCUGGUCAGGGGCCACUCGCAGCAGACAGACGGGCCCAGGAACCCUUCCGAGAGGAGGAGGCCCCCUGGGAGGCUCCGACUGGCCUCCCCGCGGCUACGCCUGAGGAGCUCGCUCUGGGGGCCCGGAGGAAGAGAUUUCUCCCCAAGGUCAGAGCAGGAGGAGAUGGGGAGGCAGCCAAGGCUGAAGAAAGGGAGAGCCCCACCAUUUCCCCUCGGGGAGCCAGGAAGGGCCUUGCCCCCGGGUCCCCGGGGACGCCGGGGCGGGAGAAACGCUCCCCUACCCAGGGUAGAAAGGCAGGCAUGCUGGAGGUGCCACGGGCGGAGGACGAGCCGGCAGCCGGAGACCUGGGCUCCGGCCCCAAGGCCAGCAGUGUGGACGCAGAGCAGGCCCCGGAUGAAGGCAAGCAGGACACUUCGGCCAAAUCCAAGAAAGCCAAAGACCUGCUGAAAGCCCCACAGGUGAUCCGGAAGAUUCGGGUAGAGCAGUUUCCUGACGCCUCAGGCAGCCUGAAGGUGUGGUGCCAGUUUUUCAACAUUCUUAGCGACUCAGUCUUGACGUGGGCCAAGGAUCAGCGCCCAGUGGGCGAGGUGGGCCGGAGUGCAGGGGAUGAGGGGCCGGUGGCCUUGGCCAUCGUGCAGGCGUCCCCUGUUGACUGUGGCGUGUAUCAGUGCACCAUCCGCAACGAGCACGGCUCCGCCUCUACCGACUUCUGCCUCAGUGCCGAGGUGUUGUCGGGAUUCAUCUCAAGAGAAGAAGGCGAAGUUGGAGAGGAGAUUGAGAUGACCCCCAUGGUGUUUGCUAAGGGUCUGGCUGACUCUGGCUGCUGGGGGGACAAGCUCUUUGGGCGCCUGGUGAGCGAGGAGCUACGAGGGGGUGGACAUGGGUAUGGCCUUCGGAAGGCCUCACAGGCCAAGGUCAUCUACGGGCUGGAGCCCAUCUUUGAGUCAGGCCGCACGUGCGUCAUCAAGGUGUCCAGCCUGCUCGUGUUUGGACCCAGCAGCGAGACCUCUCUCCUGGGCAGAAACUACGACGUCACCAUUCAGGGAUGCAAGAUCCAGAACAUGAGUCGGGAGUACUGCAAGAUCUUUGCGGCCGAAGCCCAGGCGGCCCCUGGCUUUGGGGACGUGCCUGAGGUCCUCCCACUAUACCUCAUCUACCGGCCGGCCAACAACAUCCCCUACGCGACCCUGGAGGAGGACCUGGGCCAGCCCCUGCAGCCUUACUUACUGCGGGAGUGGGGCUUCACGGCCUCUCCGGAGGCGGCUGGCAGCUCCGAGAUCAGGCAGAAAUGCCAGACCUUCCAGCACUGGCUCUAUCUGUGGACAAACGGCAGCUUCCUUGUCACUGAUUUGGCAGGGGUUGAUUGGAAGAUGACCGAUGUGCAGAUUGCUACCAAACUGCGAGGAUACCAAGGCCUCAAGGAGAGUUGCUUCCCUGCCCUGCUGGACCAGUUUGCCUCUUCCCACCAGUGCAACCCCUUCUGUGAGAUGCUGGGGCUCAAACCCCUCAAGGGCCCUGAGGCUGCCCACCCUCAAGGCAAGGCCAAAGGCUCCAAGAGUCCAUCCACUGGCAGGAAGGGUGGCCAACUGAGUCCUCAGCCCCAGAAGAAAGGCCUCCCCAGUCCCCAGGGCACCCGGAAGAGUACUCCAAGCUCCAAGGCCACCCCUCCGGCCUCAGAGGCACUCGCCACCCAGUUCCUGGGACAGCCUCCCACCCGAGAGGGCGGCUCCAAGGCCCAGGGCCUGCGGUAGCCCCCACCAGAGGCUGGGGGCCUCCACCCAGCAGCAGACCAACAAGGAAGCAGCUCGAGGCGAUGGAGACUUUCCAGAACUACGGAACUGACCAGAGAAGGUGCGCUGAGGAGAUGCCAUGGGGGCUUCCCUGAGCAGUCUCUCCUCAGUCCACUCCUCAUCAGACGGCUCUUGUGCGAGGUGGCACCCGGGGGCCUCUGCCGGGGCCACCUUCAGCCGGGGCUCCCAGGCCCCACUCCCAUGUGCCUAGAGGCCUGGGCCCUCUUUGAAGUUUACACUGGCCACUGCUGGAGGUCCCCCGAGUCCUCUGCAUGAGCUCUACCCCCAGCCCCCCCCCCACCAGACCCUGCUGUGAAUGUUGUACUCUGGGGGCACACCAGCCAGCGGUGACCCUUUGCCUUUGCUUGGCCCUGCUCUCUCCUUGUCCUCGGGGCUCCAGACUUCCUGUGCUGUGUCUGGCCUGGUGACUCUCAGGGAGCCUUCUCCUUCCAGCUACUUGGCCUCGUGCCUCCCAGUGUGUCCCGCGACUAACCUGUCACUGAGCCCGGAUGGGGCUCAGGGCCCUUCCAGAGCCUGUCAUGUACUUGUGCGGUGGUCUUUGGUGAUGUGUGUUCAUGCCCUUCCUUCCCCCAGCACUCAGGCGCUUGUUCACCUGCUUCCCAUGCCCCCUUAACCCCCAUCUCCCGUCCCCCGCUUUCAGUUCCCUUGCAGCCUGCUCCCUUUCCUUCGCUGCCUCUCUGCUUGCCCCCUUGCCCAGGCACUUCCCCAGCCCUACACUCCCACCCCUCCCCUGCCUCUCCCAGGCCCUCUUCCCGGGAGGGAGAGGUGGCAUGAGGGUUGUGUCAGCAGCUGCGGCCAGAGGGCAGGUGUUGACUCUGAGGGACCUUGUGCUCCAUCCUGGCAGCAGGUGCAAUCACACUGAAGUUCGCUCCCCUCUAGACCGGGGGUGGAGGGCUAGGGCUGUUCUCCAUAGAGAGUGCGCAGGGGAGCUCGAGGAAGGAUGCAGUCCACCCUCGUGCUGGGCUGGGGGCGUCGCUGUGCCUGGGAAUUCGGACACCUGCCCCGGCCAUUAGCUCUCGAUCCCCGGGCUCCAGCCCCGGGGCUUCACAUAUGGGCUCCCAAGGAAUUGCUGUGCUCAGCCCAGCACUGCGGGUCCUUCCUGAGAGCCCCUCCUGGAGGCCUGGGACAGGGUGGGCCUGGUGCUAGCCUGCUCCCCUUGGAAUGCAAUAAAGGCAGCCACUGUGUACCCUG